This is a messenger RNA of Peniophora sp. CBMAI 1063, 1596 nucleotides long. The record is from the annotation of a GenBank genome assembly. NCBI's taxonomy places the organism in Eukaryota, Fungi, Basidiomycota, Agaricomycetes, Russulales, Peniophoraceae.
AUGGCUUCUCACGUGCUCUUUGAGUCUGCGUCGGGCUAUGCGGUCUUCGAGGUCAAGCUUCGCGCCGAGCUCGAGGCGCUCACCAAGGCCGUCCAGGAGUCGGUCACCGACCAGUCCAAGUUCCAAAAGAUGGUCUCUCUCGUCAGCUUCUCGCCAUUCAAGAGCGCGGCAAAUGCUCUCGAGAACAUAAAUGACGUGUCCGAGGGAACAUGCAGCGAGGACCUCAAGAACUUGCUCGAGUUGAACCUCCCGAAGCCGUCCAAAAAGUCGCCCGUCGUCCUCGGUGUCUCCGACCCAAUCUUCGCCAAUGGCAUCCGCGCCGCGACCGGUGUCUCCGUUGAUACCUCCGAGUCGACUCUCGAGCUCUUGCGCGGUAUCCGGCAAUUCGCGCCCAAGCUGCUCAAGGGCAUGCAAGCUGACGACCUCAUGAAGGCCCAACUCGGUCUCGGCCACUCCUAUUCGCGCGCGAAAUUGAAGUUCAACGUCAAUCGUAUCGACAACAUGAUUAUCCAGGCUAUCGCGCUCCUCGACCAGCUUGACAAGGACGUCAACUUAUUUGCUAUGCGCGUACGGGAGUGGUACGGCUACCACUUCCCGGAACUCAUCAAGCUCGUACCCGAUAACUACGACUACGCGCGAGUGGCGCAGUUCAUCGGUGCGAAGGAGACCUUGAACGCGGAGAAGUUGGACGACCUCGCUGCACUGUUGGGUGACGAUAUGACGCGGGCGCAGAACGUCCUCGACGCGGCGAACGGCUCAAUGGGCAGCCAACUUUCCGAGAUUGACAUGUUGAACAUCAUGGCGUUUGCUGCAAGAGUCGUCUCUAUUGCCGAGUACCGCAAGUCACUCACGAACUACCUCGCGGAGAAGAUGAACCUCGUCGCACCAAGCUUGACUGCUCUCCUGGGCGAGCGCAUCGGCGCUCGCCUCAUCUCGCAUGCUGGUAGCUUGACGAACUUGAGCAAGUACCCGGCAAGUACUGUGCAAAUCCUUGGCGCCGAGAAGGCGCUCUUCCGUGCGCUCAAGACGAAGGGCAACACACCGAAGUACGGUCUCAUCUACCACUCGUCCUUCAUUGGCCGUGCCGGACCCAAGCACAAGGGUCGCAUCUCCCGCUUCCUCGCCAACAAGUGUUCGAUUGCCUCGAGGAUAGAUUGCUACUCCGAGGCACCAACUUCGAAGUUCGGUGAGGCAUUGCGACAGCAAGUCGAGGAGCGCCUGCUAUUCUUUGAGAAGGGCGAGCCACCAUCCAAGAACGCCGACGCCAUGCGCAAGGUUCUCGAGUCUCUCGCGCUUGACGAGGACGAGGCGGAUGCGGAUGAGCCGAUGGAUGAGGACGAGCCCGCGCUACCACUUAUCGAGGCUGAGCCAGUCAAGGCGAAGAAGGAUAAGAAGAAGCGGAAGAGGGACGACGAUGAUGAGGGCGAAGAGGAUGGAGAGGCAGUCAAGAAGGUCAAGUUGAGUAAGGAGGAGAAGAAGGCGCUUAAGAAGGCCAAGAAGGAGGCAGCGGCAGCAGCAGUUGACGGCGAGGCUCCGUCCAAGAAGGAGAAGAAGGAAAAGAAAGAGAAGAAGAAAGAGAAGAAAGCCAAGGCAUAG